Messenger RNA from Pomacea canaliculata, 5736 nucleotides. RefSeq names its product syntaxin-16-like. Gene Ontology annotation, cellular component: SNARE complex; endomembrane system; membrane. The record is from RefSeq and is a predicted model, not a curated record. NCBI's taxonomy places the organism in Eukaryota, Metazoa, Mollusca, Gastropoda, Architaenioglossa, Ampullariidae. The transcript has 7 exons. Gene Ontology annotation, molecular function: SNAP receptor activity; SNARE binding. Gene Ontology annotation, biological process: vesicle-mediated transport; vesicle fusion; intracellular protein transport. Bases 133 to 1068 code for a protein of 311 amino acids.
GAAAGUCGCCGUGUGACAAGCGACAGCGGAAGUGGACCACAGGCCGCUUAUGUCGCGAGGUGCCGCAUAAUCAUGGAUCUACGCACGGGAUAAUACAGUAGACAAGUAACAGGGGCACCAAAGCGCCAGAAGAUGGCGACGAGGAGUCUGACGGAGGUGUUCAUCUUAAUGAGGAAUAAUGCGCUUCAAAGCCGCCACAUUUUUUCGGAACAGACAGCUGAUGAUCGUACGUCUUUAAUGGCCAGUGCUCAUGUUGAUCCAGAACUUGGUCUAGCUUCAGCACGAUCAGCAUCUCUUCCUCCAGACUGGAUUGAUAAGGUCACUGAAAUUCAGUAUGAUUUUACAAAGAUCAAAGAAAAAAUGAAAGAGUUGUCAGCUCUACAUGACAAGCACCUCAACCGCCCCACACUGGAUGACAGUGUGGAUGAGGAGCAUGCUAUUGAGAUUCACACCCAGCAAAUCACACAGAUGUUUUCCCACUGUCAGCGACUGGUACAACAGAUUCGAUCACGAAGUGUACAUGGAAAACAGAUGGAGCAGAAAUUAGCUCAGAACAUAGUUGCAUCUCUAGCACGCUCACUGCAGGAAAUGUCUAUCAACUUUCGGCGCAGUCAGUCAGCCUAUUUAAAAAAACUGAAGAGCCGAGAAGAAAGGUCCCAACAGUAUUUUGGCACACACCUGGGCCCAGACACUGGAAUACUGGUUGAUGGGAUUUCUGGUGAUGACUUUGUGUAUGACAAGGGAUUCACUUCAGCUCAAAUGCAGAUGGUAGAGGACAACACAGCAAUUGUGCAUCAUCGUGAACAAGAAAUUGCAAAGAUUGUACGCUCCAUCCAAGAUUUGAACGACAUUUUCAAAGAUGUAUCUUCCAUGAUUGUUGAUCAGGGCACCAUCCUGGACCGCAUUGACUAUAACCUGGAGCAUGCCUCAGUUCAAGUAGAAAAGGGACUGCAACAACUCCAGAAAGCAGAGAAAUACCAGAAAAAAAACCGCAAGAUGCUUAUCAUCAUGAUUCUUGCACUCGUCAUCAUCAUUCUUAUCAUUGUGUUGGUUGCCAUCAAGAGCUAGCACAGGCUUCAUAUUAUAGUCAUCUGAGUGAAAUGUUAAUGCAGUUACUGAGCAUUGUGAAAGAGGCCGCAGACUGGAGGCUGAAGGUUGCAUGGCUAUGUUAGGAGCAUGGAGUGGCCUGCAAUGUGAAGAGAACUGUAGCAAUAGUGUUAAUAUAGCAGGCGAUGGUAAACUGCUGUCAACUUGUUCUGAUUUACAGAACUGUAAGGUGCCCUGAUGAAUGGCUGUCUAUAAUACUAGAGGAUCGUGAAGAAACCCAGGUUGAGGGUUUUGUUUUGUGUUUUUGUCAUUAAGACAGCAUGAAUUCUGUUAAAUGCAUUUGGAUUGUAUGCAAGCAUCCUUAUCAACCAGACACUUUCAAAAUUCAGCUUUGUGGUAUAGAUUUGUUUUUGACUCUUUCAGAGAAAAAUAACUAGCUCUAUCUUUAUGUUGUUACUGCCUUGUAGUAGUAAUGACAAGGCAUGGGCUCUUUCUGACUCAAGUUUUAGGUUUCUGAGGGGAACAAUGCAUGAAGGAUGAUGAGGUGCUCACAUAGGAAGUAGACAAGAUUACAUAUUUUAGGGUCCAAAUGUGCAGGCUGGAGGUGGAAAUUGGUUAGGAUGCCACAUUAACUGAUGCUGAUAUCAGUCUUGGCAAAUUAUUAGCUAAAAUUUAGAAGUUUGAAAAUAUAGAUCCAUUGUAAUUUUACCACUGAUGAAGACCAGGAGAUGCCUGUAGUCUGCUCAUAAGUCACACAAUACUAGUUUACAGCAAAUUGUUUUGUGGCCAUAACAAGAGAAGACUGGUUUACUGAUACAGCGAAGCGUAUCAGGCAAAACUCCCCUUUUAAGUGUAUUUGACUUUAUAUGUGUUUGCUUCAGUCUUUCUCUCCUCCAGUAGGUGCUGUGCCCACGAUUGCCGGACUUAAGAAGUGAUGUAUCCACCUUUGUUUACAAACAGAGUAUCCAUGUCUAAAGCAAGUUCAAGAUUUGGAAUACAGAUCUAAAUCAGGAAGAAGUGGUGAACUGAUGAAAUUCCAGAUCUGUGCUUAUGGCUGAAACACUAGGUUAGCAGAGAGUUUUGGUGGAAUUAGGAGUUGAUUCCUUUAAACUCACUAACCCUUACUAUGAGAAAAAGAGCCACACAGUGUCCAUUACACAGUGGUCAAGCUCUGGCUCUGUGAUGGUGGCAGGGUCGCACUGUUGCAGGUGAUAAAGAUGACAUAGCAUGUCGUGCAUAAUUUUAUUUAGACACUUUGUAGACACUGGCUGCCAAAACAAUUUGCUUGAGGUGGAGCGAGGAGUUACAAUCAGAAUGUGUAUAUAAUGUUGUAUGAUUAACACAUGAGAUAACCAUGUAAAAUUGAUUCUUGUGAUAUUUUAUGAGAUUUAACUUUGAAGAGAACAAAUGCUUCAGGUGUUUUAGAUGCAUUUGUUCUGUGUACAAGUCAUUAACAUGAGACAACAUGCUAGCGCUCAAAAGCGCUUUACUCAUUCAAUAUGGAUGACUUGAUGCAUUUGAGCUUUAGCUAUGAAGAUGUUCACAUCUGUGGGUGAGAACUGUAUAGCAAGAGUUAAAGACUUAAGAGAUGUAAGGAAAUUUCCAUAAAAAUUACUUUUUCUGGGCUGUAAUUAGUUUUCCAAGUGUUUGCUCUUAAGGCAAAUGCAGCUGAAGGCAGUCCACGUUUAUGUGACAGUGAUCGGUAGAUGGUAAACCUAGAUUAAGAACUGAUGUGUGCUAACUUCAAGAGUUAGAGAAAAUGAAAUGCAAGUCACAACAAAAAUUGUAUUGCAGCAACUUAGUGUAUUCUUUCUGUGGCUUGCUGUCCCCAUUUUUACAUCUGUGAUUACAAAAUUUGUCACUUCAAAACACAUGUAUUGUGUUUAUAAGUGUAGAGGAAAAGGUAAUGUGCAAGUGAGUAUUGUCUAAUGACAGAGAUAGUUCAAACAUAGCCCAUCUGAUUUAGGACACCCCUCACCCCUUUAUUGUCCUUGAUUAUAUGUAUGCUUGGGAGCAUGUAAGGGAGAUGAUGGCGAGGGAAAUCAUUGUCAUGUUUCUGAUUCUUUGAAAGAACUGUUGAUUGUUCAAAUGUUCAUGUACAAGUCUCACAAUGGUAAAUUUUGUUUUUCUUUUUAGCAAUAGUUUUAACUCUUUUGAGUCUGUAUCAACUUGUAGUCUCCAGCAACUAUUAAGUCCUGGCUGUCUGCCCUUGUCCAUUAUAUUCAAUAAUUGUUACUACAAAACUAAGUUAACAAAAUGAAACAAAAUCCAGUCAGGUGAAUCACAUUUGGAAAAAAAGUUACAUCCUUUAACACAGGUACAGAAAGAUGCUAAAUUACAGAUUUUAAUUUUUAUGGUUGUACCUUUCAAAACUGUUGGCGACAUGAGUGCCCAUGCAAAGUUGCCAGCAAAUUUUUCGUUUUCGAGCUUAUUUAUGACACUAGAGUUGUUCUGCAUCUUCGUAAGUUAUGUUUCUUCAUUUCUACCUGGUGUGUAACCAUUAAAAUCCACUGAAUAUUGGACUCAACAUCAGAGUGAUCAUCGAUUAAGUGUGUGUGCACGCGUGUCAAAAUUUCGGAAAUGCAAUUUGAUAUAAUUAAAUUUCCUUUGGAUUUACCAGAAAGUGCAAUUUCAUUAUAAGUAAAGGUAGGAACAGUUUUUGUUUCUUAACUUUAAUUUUAAUUGUGAUUCAUCUUUCUAAUGUUUAGUUUAUUUUCUAUAAAUUUUUUUUAAUACUUCAAAUUCAUCAGAGAUAAAGGUCAAGACCUGUGUUACAACAGCCUCUAUCGAUAAAAUCGUGGAAUAAUUUUUUUUUUAAAGUGUAAUGCUUUCCGAUGAUUUGUAUAAGCAGAGGCAGUUCGUGUGCAAUAUUCCUGUUCGUUUCGGGUGGUAAAAGUGUGGACAGUUAAUUCCCUGUCAUAAGGUAUAUGGGGAGUUCAGAAGUUUGCAUGUGUUGGCACAACCUUUAUGUAACCUAUGUUUUUAAUGACUGCUUCAUUCAACCACAGUGUUCACCAUCAGAAAUUACCUUCAAGAUAUAGAAAGACUCACAAGAAAGAUCUGUGCUGCAUAUUUAAUGCAUUUUCCUGUAUUAUUACAUGUGCCACAUUCCUGCAGAUCAUUACCCAUCCUUGUGUUGACAUUUAAAUGUUCUUUCAAUAUUAAUUUGAAAUAUUGUUUCCCAUAUCCCAGAUAUCUUACAAUGUGGACCUGUACUGUAUGAUAUCUGUUGUUACCCAUAUAAAUGGGUUUUAUGUUGUAUGCUUAUCUCUGAACCUACUUCUGUAUUCUGUAGCAUCUCUUUCCUUCCCCAAGCAUUAGGGAAGAAGUCUUUAUCAUUACAAUAACAUCACACUUGGUUUCUGGAAUGUUCUGCUCUUUGGUUGCAAUCAAGUAUUCAUAAUCACGAGAUUAGAUGUUGAAUGGGUAGAGCAUGAAUAAACACGUCAUAGGGAAUCGGUUAAUCAUUUAUGCUAUAUGUAAACACUGGUAAUAUUUAUAAAUUAAAAUGUUUGCAGAUGACUCAGAAUAAAGACAUCUGAGUAUUAUCUACCGUAUUGAAAUCAAACUGUGAUAUCUAUACUUAAUAUGUCCUUAGAAUGUGUUAAAUUAUUUGUUUUGUUUUACGUCAAGAGAAAUCUCUGGUUUGUAGGAAAUCUCAGAAAAUGGUUGCAAAACAUGUACUAAUUAUGUGUAUCAAGUAGCUGGUAACACGCUAAACAAACGAAUUUAAGUUUUAAGAAAUCAAGCCUAUAGCAGUUUCAUUUUUAAAAUUUUCUUUUAUCCUUUGGGGAGAGAAGCAAUGGUUUACUGACCCUGCUGCACAGAAAAUCCUACAACAUAAUGUCAUGUGCAAGAAGGCAGGGAUAGUCAUUGUAUUUCUCCUGGCUGUGUUUUGAACUUUUUAAAUGAGACUUGAAACUAUUCCAUUUUUAAGACACCUGCUGCAGAAUAUGUAUCAUAAUACAUGAUAUGUAUACAUAUCAGCAUAUGUGUUAUAUCCAUAAAAGUGAUGUAAAACAAGAAAAUUAUUGGAGUGUUACAAAGUCACUGAAUAACAUGCUUUGUGGGGCUGCAGCAAAAUGAAACAAUGCAGAGCCAUCAGUCAGAGCAACUGAAAAAAAAAGGCAGUUGUGUCAGAUUAAGAUUUCUUGAUGAUGAAAAUACUGAUAUGCCAUAACUGGUGUGACAUGGUUUUGUGCCUGUUGCUCUGUGCAGAGCUUUUCCAGUUUUUUGGGGGGGAAAAAAUGGGUUAGGGUGUGUACUUAACACUACUGUGAAUUCUAUUGUGUUGGCUUGUGAGAAGUGAUCACUGAAGCAACAGUUGUGGGCUAAGUGCACAUAAGUGUACAACUCUUUCUGCAUCUGCUACAACUAACAUCAGUGCUACACAUGUCUGGUGCAUACAUUGAAUAAUUGUGAUGAAGCUUGGUAAAUCUGACAGCAACAAUAUAACUUGGGACAUGGAGUUGGGGAACCUGUUGUAGACUGUUUGAAACUGUGUCAGUAUGCAGUAGAGGAGGAAAGAGAUCUGACCAUGUUGGUCCAGAUUGUUUCUGCGGGUAUUGUUCUUGGACAUUUAGACAAUAUUGGAAAACAGUUAUCAGGGCUAAUUUUUAGAUUAUAUUUAACACAAUGGUGGCAAACCUAGUUGGUUAUGUUGGAUUCAACAAUAAAGUCUCAGAUGUC